AUACAAUGUUGAAACAAGAAGGAAAAAAAAUCCAGGCUUGGUCCAUGUCUACUUUUUAUGAAAAUGGAUUCAGUAUUUUCCUAAAUCUGCUGGCAAAGAAACAAACUAACAACCUGGUGAUUGUGCAGGUGGUAAUUACUUGUAGAUCUGAGUCUAAUUGAUCAUUCCCUUUUGUAUCUAAACCUUCCUGCCUCUCUCUAACUAAUCCAAAAGCCUCUACCUGUUAUUCUCUCUUUUUCUUGCAACGGAUCAAAGACGAUGUCUAAGAAGAUCACCCAGUGCUCUACAGUGGAUCAGUUGGAGCAUGAUCAGCCUCCCAGCCGCUGUCAGGUAGACCGCUCUGCAAAUGUAUCAGCAGGCUGUCGGAACAAGGCGGACCCGGGCCAGAGGAACGGAGAGGCGGCGUCUUCGUCCCCAGAAAGUGGCAGCUUGAAUGGAGAUGGAAAUCGAAGCACCAAAAGCCGCAGACGCAGAAAAAGGGCAUCAAAUCCUGAGAGUCGCGCUGAGGGAAAGGUCGAAAGUAAAACUAAGAAUGUAGAGAAAGCAGACCCCCGUGCUGGUUUGGUCGGCCUGCAGUCAGAAUGUGCGAACGUAUGGUUUGAGCGGAGCAUCUAUGAGCGAGCUGAGAGCCUGUACCAGUGCUGGUUGGUGAACUCCAGCAGUGGGAAAGGCCAGUCAAACCAUUCGCCUCCAGCCCCAGGGAAAUCCUCCAAUUCUCCAUCGACUCCUACCACUGUGGCCCCUUCUUCCUCAGGACUUGCAUGUCACCAUGGUGAUCAGAUUGCGUGUCACCAUGUGGUCCAGGCAGUGUGGAUAAACAAGACAACCUUUGACCAAGCAGAACGCCGUUUUGUGGAAUCCAUGCAACCAUCUGUUCCAAACUCUCUGAACCUCUCAUCCAUUCCUGACCGCUCUGUUGCAUCCAGAACGCCUGAUGAAGGAUACCAGUCUCUUGCCCCAACUCCUGCAACCCCCGUUGUCCAGCAGGCAGCCGUCACACCAACAUCCCGACAAUCGAUCAACGGACUGCCCCGCAUCCCCGUGGAGCUGCUCCGAGAUGUGUGGCUGGAGAAACCGCUGUAUGACCGCGCCGAAGCAGCCUUCUACCAAAACCUGUGCAACAACAACUCCACCAAACGCACCGGCGGCACCUCCAGAAGUAGCGACCACCCUCAAAGCCUUGUAGAAGAAGAGGAGGAAGAGGAGGAAGUUGCGGUGGAGGAAAAACACAUGGUCUCGCAGGGUAAAGCGGAAGUCUUCCACGCCUUGCAUCCCAUUCAAGAGGAGGAGGAGCCAUCUGAGGUUUCGGAUAAGGAAGAAGCAUCUCCACUAUCUGGAGUCUGCUACUUCCUUCAUCCCGACAGCGAGCGGGUGUGGCUGGACAAGUGGCGUUAUGAUGCUGCAGAGAGUCGUUUCCAUAGUAACAGUGGGGGAGCAGCCGUGGCGGCGAAGAGGCCGGACGCAGAUGCCUCAUCAGUCGCCUCCACCGCCCCACUGAGGGACAAAACCAUGAGUGCAUUGGACUGUCUGGCCCAGGAGAAGAUCUGGUUUGAAAAACCUCGUUAUGAUGAGGCAGAGAGACGCUUCUAUGAGCGCAUGAACGGCUAUGUUCAAGCCCCACAGGAUGUGGGAGCGAACACCAUCCUGCAAGACAUUGCUCGGGCCAGGGAGAAUAUCCAGAAAUCUCUAGCAGGACUGAAGAACACACUGAGUAACAGAGGGUCUGCUCAACCUUCCCCGAGCCUUCCGUCCCACAUUACGACCAGCAGCACUAACAGCACAGCUGAUCAGGGAGAGCUCAUCUCUCGCAUCAAGAGCCUGGAGUUGGAGAACCAGAGCUUGCACAAAGUGGUGGAUGACCUAAGGACAGCACUCUCCAAACUGGAGUGUCGGGUGGCAGUUCUGGAGAAAUCGCCUGCACCUGCGCCCCCAGCUCCCACUCCUUCAGUUCCCUAUACAAAUGGCACUACUGUCCAGCAGAAGUCAAGCGCUCCCGUUAAAAAGGAGGAAGAGGACGAGGAUGAUUUUGACCUGUUUGGCAGUGAUGAAGAAGAUGAAGAAGCAGAACGGAUCAAAGAGGAGAGGUUAAAGGCGUACGCAGAGAAGAAGGCAAAGAAGCCCGCCCUCAUCGCCAAGUCUUCGAUUUUACUGGAUGUGAAACCUUGGGAUGAUGAAACAGACAUGGUGAAGUUGGAGGAGUGUGUACGCUCGGUGCAGGCUGACGGUCUGUUAUGGGGAACGUCCAAGCUGGUUCCUGUAGGUUAUGGAAUCAAAAAGCUCCAGAUUGCAUGUGUGGUGGAGGAUGACAAGGUGGGAACAGACAUGUUGGAGGAAGAAAUCACCAAGUUUGAAGACUAUGUCCAGAGUGUUGACGUCGCAGCUUUCAACAAGAUCUGAGUUGAGUUUGUCUCGUUCUGUCUUUGGUCACGCCUUGUUUUUCUGCUGAUUGUGUCAACGGUUAAAAUAAUAAAAACUCUUGCACUGA
This is a messenger RNA of Sphaeramia orbicularis (orbiculate cardinalfish), 2485 nucleotides long. It is a transcript of the gene eef1db, whose product is annotated as eukaryotic translation elongation factor 1 delta b (guanine nucleotide exchange protein). The record is from RefSeq and is a predicted model, not a curated record. The transcript is spliced from 9 exons. Gene Ontology annotation, molecular function: translation elongation factor activity; guanyl-nucleotide exchange factor activity. Gene Ontology annotation, cellular component: cytosol; eukaryotic translation elongation factor 1 complex. Gene Ontology annotation, biological process: translational elongation. Bases 259 to 2397 code for a protein of 712 amino acids. Lineage: Eukaryota; Metazoa; Chordata; Actinopteri; Kurtiformes; Apogonidae.